This is a messenger RNA of Symbiodinium sp. CCMP2592, 651 nucleotides long. Lineage: Eukaryota; Dinophyceae; Suessiales; Symbiodiniaceae. The record is from the annotation of a GenBank genome assembly.
AUGUUCAAGAUCUUGAAGGAGAUCGCCGACGAUAAAGAGAGGUGCCGAGAACAUGAUCAAGAGGUGAAGGUCUCUGCCCGCGUGACAAGCAAAGGAUCCGCCGAAGCCUUGCAAGAGAAUCUGGUACAGUUUGCUGAUGACUUGACACAGAAUGCAGCCACCCUCGGCACUGAUGGGAAGAUUAAGCUGCCAAAGCGCAAAAAAAAUCUCACACCAGAACAAGAGACCGACAAGGGCAUGGUGGCUCUCUUCAAGAAGCUGUUGCAGGAUGAUGCAAAGCUUGGAGCAUUGAUUGCGGACUUGACAAAAGUGCCGCACAGUGCCGAGUUGAGCAAGAGCCUGGAAAGCCACAAGGAGACCGUGAAAAAUAUCAUCAACACCUUCGACGAAGAAAGCAAAGUGCCGGAGCUUGACAUGGCUGGGAAGAAGAGGGCAAUGGAAAAGGCUCAGGACGCGAUGAAGCCUGUAUAUGUGGAUAUCAAAGAAGGCAACAGACGUUGCAAAGCUCACGGUGUGAAGCCUUCCAAGGGCGGAGAGACGUCGGCUGGCCGUGAUCAGCAAGAGCGACUCAGCAAUGCCUAUGCCGAGUUUGCUGCGGCAUGCAGGGCGGAACGUGUGCGCCGCAUGGCACGUAUGCAUGGAAUCAUGUAA